This is a messenger RNA of Salvia miltiorrhiza (redroot sage), 2821 nucleotides long. RefSeq lists its product as uncharacterized. The annotation marks the transcript as partial. Gene Ontology annotation, molecular function: aspartic-type endopeptidase activity; nucleic acid binding; zinc ion binding. Gene Ontology annotation, biological process: proteolysis. The transcript has a single exon. Lineage: Eukaryota; Viridiplantae; Streptophyta; Magnoliopsida; Lamiales; Lamiaceae. The record is from RefSeq and is a predicted model, not a curated record.
UAGGAUGAUAUUUAAAUAUUCCAGAAACAUAGAUUGUUUUAAUGCUCUUUGUAUGCCAUAUGCCGGCAUAGUCUUUUGACUAGUAUUAGUACGGAUACGCGAAACCUUGGGGCGUUCUGUGAUUGAGUACUUUUUGUAAUGGCUUCGCUGGAUAGCCAGUUCAUCAUGUGUGGUACUUACAUAGAUCUUUGAACCUAGAUUUUUAUGAUGAUGUAAAGUCCUCAUUGAGGCAAUUUUCCCUAUGUUAUAUAUGGUGACCUUAUUGGUCUUUCGUGGCAAGUCAUUCCGCUAUGUUUUAUUUAUAUGUUCGCUUAAGUUUUAACAGGAGCAGAACUCGAUGAGUUAAAGAGUAACUAUAGAAAUGAUAGUAUGUCCUUAUUACAUUUUAAUGCGUUGACAACUUAUGUUUUGACCUAAUAGAAUGCCGCCAAAACGAGGACGACCAAGAGGAGGGGGCAGGAUUCCCCGAAAUGAAAGAAGAGACCCAGAAACAGUGCCAGAACCAGAACCCGAAAUAGUUCAACCACCUGUUCAGCCAGAACGACGGAUUGAAGAAUUAUUUUUGCGACAGAACCCACCUACUUUCAACGGGACAGGAGACCCGGCAGAAGCUGAAACUUGGGUUCGCGCUAUUGAACGCAUUUUCAACUUCCUGCGUUGCACCGACCAAGAACGCCUGACUUGUAUGUCCUUUCAGUUGACUGGGUCAGCUGAUUUCUGGUGGGAAGCAAGGAUGAAAACAAUGACAGCAGAGCAGUUAGAAAAUCUGACCUGGGAACAAUUCAAAGCCGGUAUAUAUGACAAGUAUAUACCCAAGAGCUACCGCAAGAAAAAGGAAGCUGAAUUUUACAAUCUGAAACAAGGGAAGAUGUCGGUAACUCAAUACGACAGGAUGUUCUGCGAUAUGUCUAGAUAUGCACCGGAACAAGUUGACACAGAUGAGAAGAUGGCUGAAAAGUUUUGUGCCGGUCUGAGGCACGAAAUUAGGAUGGCUUUGGCAAGCCACGGAGGAUUGUCUUACACUGAGUCGCUCAGCCGAGCAUUAGACAUUGAAGCAGCCAUGCCAGGAGAAAGACCUGCAACUGUACCUACGCCAGCACCUUCACAUGAUCAGAAUCAUAAUCAAAAUUUUAGAGGAAAGAGGAGAUGGGACAACAGUAACCCGAACCAAGGUGAGAAGAGGCCAUGGCAGGGACGGGUUUUCCAGUCACAGGGCUAUGGAGGCCAGAGUGCACCGAAACAGAUGGGAAAUGACCAACAGAGGGCCCCACAUUGUCCCAAAUGUAACAAAAAUCAUGUGGGAAUCUGUAAGGCCGGCAGUGAUAGUUGCUAUAUCUGUAACCAGAAGGGGCACUAUGCAAACCGGUGCCCGAAUAAGCAACAUGGAACGGGUUCAAGGCCAAACCCACCUAUCCAGGCUCCACCUCUGCGAGCAAUUCAAGCUUUGCCCCAAUCAUACCCAAGGCAGCAACCACAGUAUCAGCAGCCACAACAGCACCAACAGCUACAGUACCAACCCCAACCUCAACAACCAUAUCAGCAACAGGCCCGCCAACAACAGCAGCGACAACAGAAACAACAUGAAAAACCUCGUCAUGCUAGAGCCUAUGCUAUGAGGCAGAAGCAGCCCGAGAACAACCAGGGAAACCUGGCAGGUAUGGGCAUGCUACUCAAUACUCCUGUUGUACUUCUAUUUGAUACGGGCGCAUCACAUACUUUCAUUUCAAGUACAUGUGUUGACACAUUAAAACUUAAAAUGGAAAGAGCUGACCAAGAGUUGAGUAUAUCAUCACCUAUAGGAGGGAUGACGACAGUAGAUCAUGUGUGCUUGAACCUAGAACUGAACAUAGGGUCACACAAGAUUGUAGUGAACAACUCGUAUGUUAUUCCAAUGGGAGAUGUGGACAUAAUCCUAGGAAUGGACUGGCUAGCCGAGAACUAUGCCACCAUCCUUUGUAACGAAAGACGGAUAUCGUUUCGACCCCCAGGAAGGGAGCCGUCACAUUUCCACGGAAUUAGUAUGGGAAGAAGAAAGAUGAUCAUCUCCGCCCUACAAGCAACGAAAAUGAUGAAGAAGGGAUACCCAGCUUACCUCGUAUAUUUGCACGGAGAACUGGGUACUGAAAAGAGUAUAGAAGAUGUAGCAAUUGUACGGGACUUUUCAGAUGUAUUUCCAGAGAUUCUGCCAGGGCCACCACCGGACAGACCAAUUGAGUUUACCAUUGAUUUGGAGCCCGGGGCAGCUCCCAUUUCGAAGGCACCAUACCGGAUGGCUCCUAAAGAGUUGGAAGAACUCAAGAUACAACUGCAAGAACUUUUGGAACUUGGAUUCAUUAGGCCAAGUGUAUCACCUUGGGGUGCACCUGUACUUUUUGUGAAGAAAAAGGAUGGCACAUUGAGAAUGUGCAUAGACUAUAGGGAACUGAACAAAGUGACACUGAAGAACAAAUAUCCUUUACCAAGGAUAGAUGACCUCUUCGACCAGCUCAAGGGAGCAAGCGUGUUCUCGAAGAUUGAUUUGCGGUCUGGUUAUCACCAGCUGAAAAUUCGACCAGAAGACGUACCUAAGACGGCAUUUCGAACUAGGUAUGGCCACUACGAAUUUGUAGUUGUGCCAUUCGGGCUAACUAAUGCGCCAGCCGUGUUCAUGGACCUCAUGAAUCGAGUGUUCCAUCCGUAUUUAGACAAAUUUGUCUUGGUAUUCAUAGAUGACAUCCUGAUCUACUCGAAGAACGAUAAAGACCAUGAGGAACAUCUGAGAAUUGUUCUAGAAACGUUGAGGACAGAGCGCCUUUAUGCCAAAUUCAGCAAGUGUGAGUUU